Molecule: messenger RNA, 467 nt
Organism: Drosophila innubila
Lineage: Eukaryota; Metazoa; Arthropoda; Insecta; Diptera; Drosophilidae
Product: prominin-like protein
Exons: 4
Coding region: 13-438 (141 amino acids)
Cellular component (GO): membrane
Source: RefSeq, a predicted model, not a curated record
AACAAAGUCUUAAUGAUAUUGUGGAUACUACCUCUACUUAUCCUUAUUAUUAUUAUGCCGUUCAUUGCGACUAUUUAUUGCUGUUUCUGCUGUUGGCGUUGUAACAAAAGCUGUGCACCGUGUAAUAAGCCAUCCCAUACAAAACGUUUAAUAUACAGUCUCCUGCUAUUUUUCUUAAUCCCUGGACUACUAUUGGGGUUCACUAUAGCGAUGCUAAGUCAUAAACAGAUGAGUCGAAAUGUUGGAUAUACCAUCGAAAGAAUGCAGAGAGGUUCUAAGGAUACUUGCGCCUUCUUAAAGGACGUUUCUCUUCAUCUUCAUCAUUUGCUUAUCAAAAACAUGCGCAUAAUCAUAUUUUAUUGGAUCUUGCCGAUACUUCUGAUGGAAAUGCAAUCACAGAAUUGGAGAAAAUAUUGGGGAAUAUGCCCGAGGCGAUAGUGACAUUAAAGGACAUUGAUAGAGCGGAG